CCGCUUGACGGUUCGAAGUUGGAAGAGCCACGCAGUCUUUUGCUUUCAGUUAUCUCGCUCCCGCUCCUUAUCCGUUUUCAUUUGGUUCAACAUCUGGCGAGCAGAUAAUCUCUUUCGUCUCUUGUUCUUCUUCCAUAUGCAAAUUAGAUCUUAAUGGCGUGUCGGGCGUUGAUACGUGCCAUGUAAUUGGGCGUCAUCAUGGCUUUAGCAUGCUGCAUAUGGAAUUUUCCAAACCCGAUUUCCUACUCGCUUCUUCGCUUGGGUUCUUCUGCUGGCAACAGAUCUCCCCCUCCUCAUCUUGCCAAGCAGCGUUCAAAUGCGGCCCGCUGCUAUGAUUUGCUUCGAUUCCAUUGUCGUCAUGGCAAAUCUAAUCAGGGCGUGGUGCUGCCACCCCCUGCCAGUCUGCCUGAAGUAAGAGGAGGAGGAGAAGGAGGAGUUGAGGAGGAGAAAAAAGAUCAAACAGGUGAUAGAAGAGAGCUGGGUAAAGAGCCGAGAGGGAUAGCAUUUUCGACGGCGAUGAUAGAAGAAGCUAUCUCCCCUGACGGUUUCAUGGUCAUCAGCGCUUGUUUAGUGGGGCUCCUCACUGGCAUGGGCGUUGUGCUCUUUAAUAACACUGUGCAUGAAAUACGGGAUUUUUUCUGGGAUGGAAUUCCUGCCCGAGGAGCUUCAUGGUUGAGAGAGGAGCCCAUUGAAGAAAUUUGGCAACAAGUAAUAUUAGUUCCUGUUUGUGGGGGUGUGAUGGUAGGCAUGCUGAACAGCAUACGGAGUGCUCUUGACACAUCAGGAGGUAUCCUGUCAUCUAACUUGAAAGCCGCAUUGAAACCAUUUUUGAAGGCAUUGGCUGCUUCCAUCACCCUUGGGACAGGGAAUUCAUUGGGGCCUGAAGGUCCCAGUGUUGAAAUAGGUGCAUCCAUAGCCAAGGGAGUGGGUAAUUUAUUUGAGAGAGGUGGUGAAAGAAGGCUGUCUCUUGUGGCUGCAGGAUCAGCUGCUGGAAUUUCAUCAGGGUUCAAUGCUGCGGUUGCUGGCUGCUUUUUUGCUGUGGAAUCCGUCUUAUGGCCAUCCCCAGUAGAUUCGUCCUCAUCCCUUGCAAAUACAACCUCUAUGGUGAUACUCAGUGCUGUGAUAGCAUCCGUGGUUUCUGAAGUUGGUCUUGGUUCAGAUCCAGCUUUCACAGUUCCAGAAUAUGAUUUCCGUUCUCCAAGCGAACUUCCAUUGUAUCUUUUGCUGGGUGUCCUCUGUGGGUUGGUUUCACUAACCUUAUCUAAGUGCACAUCAUAUGCGGUUAAGGCUGUUGGCAAUGCACAGAAGGCUACAGGAAUGCCAAAGGCUGCAUUUCCUGUGCUGGGUGGCUUGGCUGUUGGGCUAAUAGCUUUAGCAUAUCCGGAGAUUCUUUAUUGGGGUUUUGAGAAUGUUGACAUUUUGCUGGAAUCACGACCGUUUGUGAAAGGCCUCCCUGCUGAUCUAUUACUUCAGCUAGUGGGGGUAAAGAUACUCACAACUUCAUUGUGCCGAGCUUCUGGAUUGGUAGGAGGCUACUAUGCACCAUCUCUCUUCAUAGGCGCAGCAACGGGCAUGGCAUAUGGAAAAUUUGCUAGCUAUGCUAUUUCUCAGUCAGAUCCUAUCUUUCAUCUCUCUAUCUUGGAAGUGGCAUCACCUCAAGCAUAUGGCCUGGUGGGGAUGGCUGCUACUCUUGCAGGUGUGUGUCAAGUACCUUUGACAUCAGUUUUGCUACUUUUUGAGCUGACACAGGACUACCGCAUAGUUCUACCACUACUGGGGGCUGUGGGAUUAUCCUCAUGGAUUGCGUCAUCCCAAACAAGAAAUAAGGAAGCCAGAGAUAGAAUGUCAUCUUUGGAAGCAAAGACCAGCACCAUACAGAAACCUGAAACAUCUUCAUUGUUUUCAAGUCAGAUAUCUUCUGUUUCUGCAAGUGGAGCCUAUGUGAAUGAGCUCUGUGAACUGGAGAGUUCACUCUGUGUGGAUGAUUACAGAACUGAAACAAAAAAGUUGGAAGAAAGGAUUCUUGUUUCACAAGCUAUGCGAACAAGAUAUGUUACUGUCUUGAGGGGCACUUCUUUAACGGAAGCAGUGACUCUCAUGUUUGCAGAGAAGCAGUCGUGUGCAGUUAUAGUUGAUGGUGACAACUUCGUGAUAGGAUUGGUGACACUCGGAGAUGUUCAAGAGUUCAGCAAAGUGGCAAGAUCCAGGUCCAAGAACCCUGAGGUACGGAAGCUUAUGAUUUCUGAAAUGUGCAACUUGGAUGGUGAAGGAUGUAGAGAAGUCUGGACUAUAACACCUAGCAUGAGUCUUCUUUUCGCAGAAAGGAUUAUGACUAGAUAUAGUGUGAAUCAACUUCCGGUUGUAUCGGAACAUGUUGAGGACCGUAAGGGAGGACACCUGGUUGGUCUUCUGGACAGAGAAUGUAUUAAUCUUGCUUGCAGGUCGGAUCAAAAGGUAUGCUACAAUUUACAAAAGAAAUGGAUGGAUGAAAACACUACCGGCAAGUUUUUUCUGACAGCCAAACUAUUUCUAACAUUCUGGAGCCCCUCACAAGUCACAAGUGAACAGGUUAUGGGUGUAAUUUCUGGUAUGGGGAUUUACAUCGUGGGGUCCGCAGGACGGAAGGCUUGAUCUUUUAUGACCAUGUGCCACUCUGGAACAUACAGUGGUGUAGCCAUUGCUACCAAGGAAUUUCUAAGUCUGUCCUCUACAAUAGAAAGGCCUGAUUCUUAGUAGCAGGAAGCAAUGUACAUAUAUUCUGGAAAUCAUUCGUGUCAAAUAUGCCAAAGAUGGGACUCCCCAAGCGGCUGCACUGUACAGAAACUUGGUUCCUGUGGUGAUGUCUGAAGAGUUUUUUUUUUUUCAGUUAUAUUUCAGAGUCCAUACAUGUUGUGCAAGAAGUCAUGGAGUAGCUACUGCCAGUAACAAGCAAUGCAGUUCAUUGGCGCAAUGCUCUGUCCGUUGUGGUAGCAAAAUCAUAUGUUGGGUUUUACAGAAUCAGUGAGAACAUCGAAGUUGUUAGCAUGGCGUUACUGGUGGCUGUAGCGGGACUGUUGGUGCUUGUAGUAAAGAAUCGGCACUAGAGACUUGGUCCUUAUAUGAUGUACAGAUGGGAUUAAUUGAGGAUUAUCUACUGCCAGAGUUGCACAGUGCAUGCCAUUUUCUACCGUGAGGAUUUGAGAGGUGAGUUUAACCGCCCCAUUACAAUCACUUUGCUCAAGCCGUUGGUUAUCUUUCCCAUUUUGUAAUAAUAUGUUUUUUGUCA
Magnolia sinica is the source of this 3265-nucleotide messenger RNA. RefSeq names its product chloride channel protein CLC-e. The transcript is spliced from 8 exons. The record is from RefSeq and is a predicted model, not a curated record. Gene Ontology annotation, cellular component: chloroplast thylakoid membrane. NCBI's taxonomy places the organism in Eukaryota, Viridiplantae, Streptophyta, Magnoliopsida, Magnoliales, Magnoliaceae. The coding region runs from base 199 to 2631 and encodes 810 amino acids. Gene Ontology annotation, biological process: transmembrane transport; chloride transport. Gene Ontology annotation, molecular function: voltage-gated chloride channel activity.